ACCCAAUCCAGAACGGGAAUGGGUUUACGAUUACGAAGGCGUUCCUCACACGUCACGCUCUGGCAAUUGAACUAUAAAACCCCCUUCGAUUCGACGCUCUUCAUUCUUUGUCACUCCUUCUCUUCUUUCCCUCCUUCUCAGUUCUCUUUCCCAUUCCGCCUUUGAACCCACUACAUAUUUCACCGCCCUAGCUGAAACUGCUUCUUCAGCAGCGCCACCUCUUUUCUUGAUCUGCACGGCGUCGUUUUCUUGACAUGUCUUACGACUACCUUUUCAAGUAUAUCAUUAUCGGCGACACAGGUGUUGGCAAAUCAUGCUUGCUUCUGCAAUUCACCGACAAGAGGUUCCAACCCGUCCAUGAUCUGACUAUUGGUGUGGAGUUCGGCGCUCGUAUGAUCACCAUCGACGGCCGACCCAUCAAGCUCCAGAUAUGGGACACUGCUGGGCAAGAAUCUUUUAGAUCAAUAACUAGAUCAUACUACAGAGGAGCUGCUGGAGCACUUCUAGUUUAUGACAUUACAAGGAGAGAGACAUUUAAUCAUUUAGCAAGUUGGCUGGAAGAUGCCCGGCAGCACGCUAAUCCUAACAUGACAAUCAUGCUUAUAGGAAACAAGUGUGAUCUGGCUCACCGACGGGCAGUGAGCAAAGAGGAGGGGGAACAAUUUGCAAAGGAAAAUGGGCUUUUAUUCUUAGAGGCUUCUGCGAGGACGGCUCAAAAUGUGGAAGAGGCUUUCAUUAAGACUGCUGCUAAGAUUCUUCAAAACAUCCAGGAAGGUGUAUUUGAUGUAUCUAAUGAGUCGUUUGGCAUAAAGGUUGGGUAUGGACGCCCGCUGGGUCAAUCAGGGGCUAGAGACGGUACAGUUAGUCAGAGUGGUGGGUGUUGCAGCUGAUUUUGAGGAAUGCCAGCUACUGUAUUUGAUCCUUUCGGCCCAACUAUACCUGCAAUUUAAUGUUGUUGAAUACACACAAGAAUUGUCUUGAGAAUAAUGGAUAGCACUAAAGUUUCUUGUAUAGUUCUAAUCUCAAGCGUUGCAAAAAUUUUAACCUAAGAUAUGAAAGCCUGAUUGAGUAUCAUACGCCUUUCAUAAAAAUUUUAAGAGCUAGGUUGUUACUCUUGUUUGCUACUGCAUUGAAACAAUAUACCCAUUCUCAAGCUAUGUGGAAAAUGGUGCAAUUGAUACCCAAUUAGCAACC
Molecule: messenger RNA, 1194 nt
Organism: Prosopis cineraria
Lineage: Eukaryota; Viridiplantae; Streptophyta; Magnoliopsida; Fabales; Fabaceae
Product: ras-related protein RABB1b
Exons: 6
Coding region: 255-890 (211 amino acids)
Biological process (GO): regulation of endocytosis
Cellular component (GO): endosome
Molecular function (GO): GTPase activity; GTP binding
Source: RefSeq, a predicted model, not a curated record